CGUGCUCGCUGAGGAAGAACUUCCGGUUCACUGCGCUGAAGCACCUCGAGCUCUGAUGCUACGUCCUUCACCGAUUUUUACUUUAAAUGAAAUAGAAAAGGCGAAAAUUGACUGAUUAUAGAUUCGUAUUUAAUAAACCGGAUAUCCCCCGGUCAUCUGACAGAGCUGAGUGUUGAUCCGGAAGUCAUUCUGCGGCAAGACAUUUUAGAACAUUUUUCUUCAUUUUCUGGCAUCUUGGAAACCAAACAACUAAUCAAGACAUCUAGCAAACAAUCAACUGGUCAUUCAGUGAAGAAAAAGUUGGAAUGUCUUCGUUGUGGAGCCUCAGACCAAUGCUGGCAUCACUGUUUCAGGCGUCCCAGCAGGCCUCUGUGUGGACGGGCCCCCUCCUCUCCAGGACGAUGGCCACCCUCAACCAGAUGCACCGCCAGGGGAAGCCCAAACCGGCCCCUAAACCUGUGGGCGCCACGUUCGGCUGCCCCCAGCUGAAGGCGGUGAUCCUGAAGACGAUGAUCAGAAAGCCCAAGAAGCCCAACUCGGCCAACAGGAAGUGCGCUCGGGUGCGGCUGUCCAACGGGAAGGAGGCGGUGGUGUUCAUCCCCGGAGAGGGACACAACCUGCAGGAGCACAACGUGGUGCUGGUGCAGGGCGGCCGGACGCAGGACCUGCCCGGAGUCAAACUCACCGUGGUCAGAGGCAAAUAUGACUGUGCUCAUGUGGUGAAGAAGAAGCAGUGAUGGACUGACUGUUGGGAAUAAAUGUGUUCACUCCUAAAUGUCUGCUGUGAAGUCAGAGUUUUAUUGGACCAUCGUGGACACCUGAUCAUGUGGUGUAAAUGUGUUGCCGACUCCAUGUUCAUCAGUUCAUCACCUCCGAUAUUCUGGUUUGAGGCUCGAUGCCGAAGCUGCUGCAGGAUUUCAGCGUCAACUGUGAUGUUUGGUGAAAACACCAGGCUCACAGUCAGUUUUAUUCAUGAUUGAAGUGUUAUUUCUGCUGCAUUUUUCACACCAGGAUAAAAAAUAGCAGUAAGACAAGAAUAGAACUACAACAAAUUAACAAUAAAAUAAUUGAUAAAUGUC
Acanthochromis polyacanthus (spiny chromis) is the source of this 1079-nucleotide messenger RNA. It is a transcript of the gene mrps12, whose product is annotated as mitochondrial ribosomal protein S12. The transcript is spliced from 4 exons. Gene Ontology annotation, molecular function: structural constituent of ribosome. Gene Ontology annotation, biological process: translation. Gene Ontology annotation, cellular component: ribosome; small ribosomal subunit. Lineage: Eukaryota; Metazoa; Chordata; Actinopteri; Pomacentridae. The coding region runs from base 306 to 737 and encodes 143 amino acids. The record is from RefSeq and is a predicted model, not a curated record.